AUGGACCUUGGCAAGAGUUGCCGCUUCAUCCUCAACAAAACGCCGAGGAACGGGGAGGCUUCCCGCUGCUGCCGCUGGAGGUCUCCUACGAUCUCUUACCAGUUCGUCCGGAAAACGGGACGGGUGGCACGGAUGCGCAGAAAGCUGGCGGCCAAGACGUCGAGACUGCUUCCACCCCUACGGCCACGCACUUUGCAGAUCGGAGCCCUGAAGGACUACUACCAUUUCUAUCAUAGUAGGACGAUUAAAAGGUCAGUUCUCUCGAGCAGAGGAACCCACAGUUUCAUUUCAAUGGAACCAAAGGUGGAGUGGAUCCAACAGCAAGUGGUAAAAAGACGGACAAAGAGGGAUUAUGACUUCAGCCGUGCCCAGCCGACUUACUUCAAUGAUCCCAAGUGGCCGAGCAUGUGGUAUAUGCACUGCAGCGACAACACGCAUCCCUGCCAAUCAGACAUGAAUAUCGAAGGAGCCUGGAAGAGAGGCUACACGGGAAAGAACAUCGUGGUGACCAUCUUGGACGAUGGCAUCGAGAGAACCCAUCCGGACCUGCUGCAGAACUAUGAUGCCCUGGCGAGUUGUGACGUGAACGGGAAUGAUCUGGACCCAAUGCCUCGUUACGAUGCCAGCAACGAGAACAAGCAUGGGACCCGCUGUGCUGGAGAAGUGGCAGCCGCAGCAAACAACUCUCACUGCACAGUCGGAAUUGCUUUCAAUGCCAAGAUCGGAGGGGUUCGGAUGCUGGAUGGAGAUGUCACAGACAUGGUUGAAGCGAAAUCGGUUAGCUUCAAUCCCCAGCACGUGCAUAUCUACAGUGCCAGCUGGGGCCCGGAUGAUGAUGGCAAGACCGUGGACGGACCGGCUCCACUCACCCGGCAAGCCUUUGAAAACGGCGUUAGAAUGGGGCGGAGAGGCCUCGGCUCUGUUUUUGUCUGGGCCUCAGGAAAUGGCGGAAGGAGCAAAGACCACUGUUCCUGUGACGGCUACACCAACAGCAUCUACACAAUCUCCAUCAGCAGCACAGCUGAGAGUGGGAAGAAGCCUUGGUACCUGGAAGAGUGUUCGUCCACGUUGGCCACCACCUACAGCAGUGGAGAGUCCUACGAUAAGAAAAUAAAUGUUUUGCAAGCAGGAGAACCUGGCCCUGGGUUUCAGAUCGGCCACAUCUCUGUCCCUUGGUUUCCCACCAUGACUGUUGGUACAGUUGUGGACCUCGGAUUUAACCGUCACCGCUUACCCCCGCUCUGUAAUAGCUGCUACAUGUCCUUAGGCAGUCCGUUUCUGACCUGGAGAGACGUGCAGCAUGUUAUUGUCAGGACUUCCCGUGCAGGACAUUUGAACGCUAAUGACUGGAAAACCAAUGCUGCGGGUUUUAAGGUGAGCCAUCUCUAUGGAUUUGGACUGAUGGACGCAGAAGCCAUGGUGAUGGAAGCCGAGAAGUGGACCACUGUUCCCCAGCAGCACGUGUGUGUGGAGAGCACAGACCGACAAAUCAAGACAAUUCGCCCCAACAGCGCCGUGCGCUCCAUCUACAAAGCUUCGGGGUGUUCCGAUAACCCCAACCACCACGUCAACUACUUGGAGCACGUAGUUGUGCGCAUAACCAUCACUCACCCGAGGAGGGGAGACCUGGCCAUCUACCUGACCUCGCCCUCGGGAACCAGGUCCCAGCUUUUGGCCAACAGGCUUUUUGAUCAUUCCAUGGAAGGAUUUAAAAACUGGGAGUUCAUGACCAUUCAUUGCUGGGGAGAACGAGCCACCGGUGACUGGAUCCUUGAAGUUUACGAUACUCCCUCCCAGCUGAGGAACUUCAAGACCCCAGGGAAGUUGAAAGAAUGGUCUUUGGUCCUCUAUGGCACCUCCGUGCAGCCCUACUCCCCAACGAACGAGUUUCCUAAGGUAGAACGUGUCCGUUAUACCCGAGUCGAAGACCCCACCGAGGACUAUGGUACGGAGGAUUAUGCAGGUCCCUGCGACCCUGAGUGCAGCGAGGUUGGCUGUGACGGCCCCGGCCCGGACCACUGCAGUGACUGCUUGCAUUACUACUACAAGCUGAAAAACAACACCAGGAUCUGUGUCUCCAGCUGCCCCCCUGGCCACUACCAUGCUGACAAGAAGCGAUGCAGGAAGUGUGCCCCCAACUGUGAGUCCUGCUUUGGGAGCCAUGGUGACCAGUGUCUGUCCUGUAAAUAUGGAUACUUCCUCAACGAAGAAAUCAACAGCUGUGUUACCCACUGCCCCGAUGGCUCAUACCAGGACACCAAGAAAAGUCUUUGCCGGAAAUGCAGUGAGAAUUGCAAGACAUGUACAGAAUUUCACAAUUGCACAGAAUGCAGGGAUGGGUUAAGCGUGCCCGUCAAGGAUUACUGUGUGGGGGCGGGCGCUACCGGGUGUAUUAACUGCACCGAGGGCUACUUCAUGGAGGACGGGAGAUGCGUGCAGGCCUGUAGCACCAGCUAUUACUUGGACCACUCUUCAGAGCACGGAUACAAAUCCUGCAAGAAAUGUGAUGCCAGCUGUCUGACAUGCAAUGGUCCGGGGUUCAAGAACUGUACGAGCUGCCCCAGUGGGUAUCUCUUAGACCUAGGGACGUGUCAGAUGGGAGCCAUCUGCAAGGACGGAGAAUACAUCGAUGAGCAUGGCCACUGCCAGAUCUGUGACGCCUCGUGUGCCAAGUGCUGGGGGCCCACUCAGGAAGACUGCACUGGCUGCCCUGUCACAAGGGUUUUUGACAACGGCCACUGCGUUUUCAAAUGUCCCUCAGGGAAAUUUGAAUUUCAGAACCAAUGCCAUUUGUGCCAUUACACCUGCCAAGAAUGCCAAGGAAAUGAGCCUUCCAACUGCACUUCCUGUGGAGUAGAUAAGCAUGGCCAGGAGCGCUUCCUGUAUCAGGGGGAGUGUUGGGAGAGCUGCCCAGCAGGCUACUACCCUGCUGAGGGGCACACCUGCCUGCCCUGCCCUGACAACUGUGAACUUUGCCACAACGCACACAUCUGUGUACGAUGCACGGGAGGCUACUUCCUAGUGCCCACCAACCAUACCUGCCAGAAGUUGGCGUGUGGACAAGGUGAAGUCCAAGACCCAGACUAUGGAGAGUGUGUGCCUUGUGAAGAAGGAUGCCUGGGAUGCAACUUGGGUGAUCCAGGAGCCUGUGCUUCAUGCGGUAUGGGGUAUUACAUGUUUCAGCACCACUGUCAUAAAACGUGUCCCGAGGGGACCACGCUUAAGGAUCUGAAUGGGAACGACACGAACUGCAAGGCACCGUGACCAGCAGGCGUAUACUGUGAAGAGGGCUUCUUUCUCCUGGGGCUGCACGCAGGUGUUAAAUGUGGCCCUUCUACGGGCCACCCAGAGACGGGAGAAUGUGAGCCCUGCCAUCACCAGAAACUGCACCGCUUUGGCCACCAGCAGUGUCGCGACGCGGUUUGUGAAGACUGCAGCCGCGGCAGGGGACGCGGUGUGGGUCCCUCACCAGACCCCGUGGAGGGCUUAAUUCUGGAACGAUCGGCCGUAAAAGAAUAUAGCUGCCUAGGUGGUAUCAGCAAGGUGCCGUUGCCGUUUGAAACACAGCUCAGAUCCAGGCAGGGAAAGGAAAACGGGACUAACUUCAGUCCGUGCCUUCACCCGCACGACUUCCGCGGCAAAGGUGAGAUCGCGUUUGCGUCCAAAGACUACGACAGCCUGCGCUCUCUACGCCAGCACGUGUUGGAGAAGAUCCCGUACAUUUUGAGAGGACACCAGCCUUGUCAUCCUUCUUGUGAAACCUGCAAUGAAUCGGCGACCCUGUGCACUUCGUGUCCGAAAGGCACGUAUCUGUUGGCCCAGGCCUGUGUCUCCUCAUGUCCCGAAGGCACAUGGCCCUCGGUGACAAGUGGCAGCUGCGAGAACUGUCCGGAAGACUGUGCCUCCUGCUCUGGAGCCAAUCUUUGCGGAAAGUGCCGGACUCGGCCAGACUUCCCUCUCUUCCUCCAUGAAGGCAGGUGCUACACCAGAUGUCCUGAGGGCUUCUACGCAGAAGACAGCACAUGUAGGCGCUGCAGCGCCCCCUGCAGAACAUGUGAAGGAAAUGCCACCAGCUGCCGUUCUUGCCAAGGAGGCUUCGUCUUGGACCAGGGAGCAUGCCGGGAAACCUGCCCCGAGAGGCACGUGGCCAUGGAGUGUAUGCCUGAGUCUGUCCUGUACAAGGACAUGUGCCAUCAGUCCUGUCCCCGCGGCUACUACGCAGACAGACGCCAGUGUGUCCCCUGCCACGAAGACUGUCUGGAGUGUGAUGGCCCCUCAGCGGAUGACUGUGACCUCUGUGCUGAGUCAUCCUCGGUUCUCUAUGAUGGACGCUGCUUGGAGGAGUGUCCGGCAGGGACUUACUAUGAGAAAGAGACCAAGGAGUGCGGAGAGUGUCACAAGUCUUGCCGGACCUGCUCGUCGCCUGGGACCUGCACCACCUGUCGGGAAGGCCUGGGGGUGGCCAGCCACGGACGCUGUGUGCCUCACAAGGAAUGUGCCCCCGUUGAGUACUGGGAUGAGGCUCUGGGAUGCAAGCCCUGUCAUGCUAAGUGUUUCCGCUGCACCGGGCCCACAGAGGACCAGUGUCGCACCUGCCCGAGGGACAGCCUUCUUCUCAAUACGACCUGCGUGCGGGACUGCCCCGAGGGCUACUACGCCGAUGAGGACAGCCACCAAUGUGCGCCCUGCCACAGCUCUUGUAGGACAUGUGAAGGGAGACGCAGCACACAGUGCCUCUCCUGCCAACCAAGCUCGUUCCAGCUGGAAAAGGAGUGCCUGCCCCAGUGCAGGGAAGGAUAUUACGCAGAAGAAGCCACCGGACAGUGUGAGAGGUGCAGCAAGAGUUGCAAGGCGUGCCGGGGCCCACGGCCCACCGACUGCCUGUCUUGCGAUACGUUUUUCUUCCUGCUCCGCUCCAAGGGAGAGUGUCAUCGCACCUGCCCAGAGCAUUACUACGCGGAUCAAAACACACGGACGUGUGAGAGAUGCCACCCAACUUGCAGCAAAUGCAGAGGUGAGGGUGUACCUGUCACUUUGCAUCGCAAUGGGCUGCAGCACGUGGUUUUUAUUCAAGCCCAGGCAGCCAUCGUUAGGCUGCUCUUCCUCUCCUCACCUGUGGUGUCCCGGCAGUCACAGCACUCCUGGGCAUUGGAGGGGUCAGAAGUAUUGCAGCAGUGUAGACAACGACUGUCAUCCAUAAGCAGCACCAGGUCGGCGGGGCACACAGUGCAGUUCUUGGUCAUCUCAGUCCCUUUGAUUGAAGUUAAGGCUGCAGACGAGUGUAUCCUUCAAGCAAGUGAAAUUGGGCCUUCAGGCGAGCGGACCAAGACAGCCCUGUUCAUCACCUCCUCCAUUAUGCUGGUGCUUCUGCUCGGGGCGGCGGUGAUUGUCUGGAAGAAAUCACGGGGCCGAGCCCAGCCAGUAGCAAAAGCCGGCUAUGAGAAGCUGGCCGACCCUGGCAAGUCAUAUGUUUCCUAUAAGAGCAGCCAUCUUGAAAGCACCAGCUUUGAAGAAGAUCAGGUCAUUGAGUACAGGGACCAGGACUAUGAUGAGGAGGAGGAUGAUGACAUCGUCUACAUGGGCCAAGAUGGCACCAUCUACCGGAAAUUUAAGUAUGGGCUGCUGGAUGAUGAUGAGGAUGAGCUGGAAUACGACGAUGAGAGUUACUCCUUCCAGUAG
Puma concolor (puma) is the source of this 5679-nucleotide messenger RNA. Lineage: Eukaryota; Metazoa; Chordata; Mammalia; Carnivora; Felidae. The record is from RefSeq and is a predicted model, not a curated record.